AUGUUCCUGAAACCUGUCUGGGCGUGGUGUUUGAUGCUGGGGUCUCCACUGCUAUGUGUGGCAGCAGCACGCGAAAACUCGGAAGCCCAUAAUGGACCUACAUUCUCCGCCUUUCCUGGCCAGAAAGGCCAGUUUGGGCAAGACGGGCAAGAUCAACAUGCACAUACUCUGACACUAAUGCAAAGCCAGUCCGGGGCCUUGGUUGUUGAGCCGCGUGCCUAUCCUGCUGAUCCAGCUCCGCCUCGGCCUUAUGGAUUUGACUACAUCGACCCUCUGGCCUCGAUUUCGAGAACUACAGAUGGUAUCGGAGUCACUAAGAGCUCCGGUUCUUCGGCUACUAGUGUCAUUGAAACAUCUGCUACCCUUUCCGGCAGUUCUCAGGAAGCACGUCAGACUCAGAGCUCCGCAAGCACUCUGACGGACGCAACCAAAAGUGACCUAAAAUCUGAAGAGAGCACAUCUAUAAAUGCACCACUCCCGGGGCUUAAAACGUCAGCUGCGCUUCCCAUAGGCGGUACUCUACAGGCAAGGCCAGCUUCAUCUACCUCAACAAUAACCACAGGUACUUCAACGGGUUGUGGAGACAAUGGUCAAUGCCUGGGAAGCGUGUCUGUAGCUACGCCCGCUGUAGUCGAUGUUCCUUCUUCAACAGCCAGCGGAGAUGGCGGGGGAUGGACGAGUACCAUCGGUUUUUGGACCAGUUCAUGGCACAAGUGCUUCAAGGAUGCCACUGGCACUGAGUGCGACCACGGGGUCCUGUGCGGUGACUACCACACCGUUGUCUAUAUGCACAGGCGGCCUAAUGACGGGACCUUGCCUUGUCUCAUCACUACCGACAUCAUCUACCUCAACUCCCAUACAAACGAUAACGGAGGCGGCAACGGCUGCAUCCUCAACUUUGCCAAUCUGUACCGGUGGCCCAUUGUCAGAGCCAUGCAGAGUUCUCCCACUGCCUACAAAGAGCUCGAGCUCUUCAUCAUCACUACCACUUUGUACCGGCGGCCCCAUGACAGAGCCUUGUCGACUGUUGGGUCUACAACGCCAUCUCCAACUUCAACCAUAAUGACCAGCAGCUCCCUGGGUCUUUGUACUCAGGGAGUGAUGAGUGGACUGUGUAUCAUCAACGGUACGGCAGGAUUGUCGACACUGGGACCCCCGCUUACAUCUGUGAACACUAGUCAGGCAGCCAUAGCAACAAGUAACUCGAGCUCGGCAUCUACUCUACCUUUGCCUUGGUGUACGGGCGGAGUAAUGGAGGGACCCUGUAUUGUGAGUGGCACUGCGGGCACGUCCACCUUGUCGACUUCACUUUCUCCCAAAAAUGCCACUUCUUCGGUUGCGCCUACCAAAGUAUCUUCCCUGCCGAGUCCUCUUCCAUUUUGCACUGGAGGUUUGAUGAGCAGCUCAUGCCUCGUGAGCGGAACAGCAGGCUUUUCCACGUCGUUGGUAUCUCCUGUGGAAGGGACAAGCUCAGGUGCUGGGCCUGUUACUACCAACACGACUGCCACUAGCAACAAGCCACCCGCCAGGUCCUCAGCAUCGGAAGCACAACCACUUUGCACAGGAGGCGAGAUGAGCGGUCCUUGCGUUGUUAGCGAAUCCGUGACGAUCUCACCACAGCCAUCAACAGCAACGUCCUCCGCGUUGAAUUCAACAGAAUUUACGACAGCUGGCCCUACUACGUCUGCAGAAAGUCUUCCAGCUUCAUCAUCACGCUUGGCUUCUGAAAACAGUCUCCCAGUUUGUACAGGCGGAGAGAUGAGUGGUCCUUGUAUCGUCAGUGGCACUGCCGGCCCCGCCAUAUCGACUCCAUCGGUAUUACCUGCAACGACGGCGGUGAUCUCAUCAACUCAACCGGGUAACACCGCGACAGAACUAUCAGACAUCUCUACCUCCUUGACGCUCCCGUGGUGCACAGGAGGAUUGAUGAUCGGACCAUGUAUCUCAUCGGGAUCUCUUGGCAUCUCGACUUUAACACCAACAACGAGUCCGAUUUGGACCAACGCAACAACUACUGCCGAAGCGACGUCAAGCACUUUUCCAAUCUGCAGCGGAGGAGACAUGGGUGGAUCUUGUGUGGUCACUGGUACGGCUGGGAGUGUGUUGACUUUCUCCCCAGGGCCUUCCACCUCGACGGUUGGAGACCCUAUAUCCGUGCCAGAGACUUCAACUCCCAUUCCAGCGGCUUCCCCAACCAGCAAUAACACGUCACUGGCGGCUUUGCCCGGACCCUCCUCAAUUGCUUUGCCAGUUUGCGUUGAAGGCGUAAUGAGCGGGCCUUGCAUUGUCGUCGGCACCGCUGGGCUUUCUAUAUCAACUCCAGGGGUCACUGCAGCAGUCCCAACUGCGGCGCAAUGCUCCCAGGGCCAUCUCUCUCCGUCUAGCCCACCAACGAACCAUACCGGUCCUUCAUCUGGCUACCCGCCAAAAACAACAUCUUCACUGUACGGGCCAACCGCAACUAUCCAAAGCACGGCAGCCACCUCGAACAGCACAAGUAGCUCUUUUGAAAUAGGUACAAGCUUGGCAGAUGCCCUUAGAGGAUCGCUGGCACAAACUAGUGCGUGGGCUGCAGAUCAAACCGAUUCAAUCGGUAGUUCUCCGAGAACAACGACUACCACGGAGAUCGCAACAGUCUUCGCGGAUCCUCCCGAGUCGCCGUCAUCCUCGAGUAGCUCUGCCGACAUGCCAGGGUGGUCAGGCUCAACAACAAACUGGGAGACCAUAUCAGCCCUGACGGCGUCCCGCAGUAUCAGCAUGGCGAUGAACGGCGGGCGCCUAGGACCGGGAUAUCCGCCUAUGGGUCAUGAUCUGGAGCGGUGGCACCAAUGA
Messenger RNA from Pyricularia grisea, 2832 nucleotides. RefSeq lists its product as uncharacterized. The transcript is spliced from 5 exons. The record is from RefSeq and is a predicted model, not a curated record. Bases 1 to 2832 code for a protein of 943 amino acids. NCBI's taxonomy places the organism in Eukaryota, Fungi, Ascomycota, Sordariomycetes, Magnaporthales, Pyriculariaceae.